This is a messenger RNA of Cucumis sativus (cucumber), 1976 nucleotides long. RefSeq names its product probable folate-biopterin transporter 7. Bases 319 to 1641 code for a protein of 440 amino acids. The record is from RefSeq and is a predicted model, not a curated record. The transcript has 2 exons. Gene Ontology annotation, cellular component: membrane. Lineage: Eukaryota; Viridiplantae; Streptophyta; Magnoliopsida; Cucurbitales; Cucurbitaceae.
UUUACAAAUCCAACUCAAAAUGGAUACGUGUUAUUCAAAAUAUUGUAAUUAAACGAUUUAAAUAGGGUUAAUCCACAAGUAAAGGGGCACCAAAAAAAUUGAUUAAAAAAAGAAUUAGUAGGAAGUUAAGAACCACCACGUGGACAAACAACAGCAUCAUCACCUUCCUAAGAAGCAAAGCAUGAAAUGACACUCAAAAUCGCCACCACCACCACCACCGCCACCAUCUCCGCCGUCCCACAUAGUUUCCAUCUUUGAAAGUUCUGCCUGUAUCUUCUUCUAUUUUCGCAUCCAAUCCUUUUUUUCCUACUCUCUACGAUGUCCAAAUCCAAUUCCGAUAAUCCGAUCCGGAAGGUUCUCGGAUUGGGAUAUUGGGUUCAGGGUUUCCGUUGUUUUCCAUGGAUGGCGGUUAACUUUUUCCUCAAGGACGGCCUCAAUGUCGACCCUUCUACUCUUCAGCUUCUUCAAAAUUCCGCCAAUCUUCCCAUGGUUGCCAAGCCUCUCUACGGGAUUCUCUCUGAUGCCGUUUAUAUUUCCGGCCAACAUCGCAUCCCUUACAUCGCCAUUGGAGCUUUCUUACAGGCAGUGUCAUGGUUACCCAUAGCACUUAUGCCACCAUCUAGGAUUUCAGUUUUCACCAUCAGCAUAUAUCUUCUACUUAGCAACCUCGGUGCUUCAAUAGCUGAGGUUGCUAACGAUGCCAUCGUUGCAGAGGCAGGAAAACAGCCCACUUCUUCCAAGAAUUCUCGAGCAUCUUCCUCGGGUGAGCUCCAGGCUUUUGUUUGGGUUGCAUCUUCUGCUGGUGGGAUUCUUGGAAAUCUUCUUGGAGGCGUUGCUAUUGAUAGGUUCUCACCCCAAGCAAUGUUCCUAUUCUUUGGCCUUCUCCUUUCACUUCAAUUCUUCUUAACCAUCAUUGUUCGUGAACGCUCUCUUAAUCUCCCUCAAAGCUCAAUGAAUGCUGGUAUCAACAAACAACUCUCAGAACUCGCAGCUGUGCUAAAAAGACCUGAAAUUGCUUAUUCCAUAAUAUGGCUUGCUGUAUCUUACAGCAUAACACCUGCAUUGACUGGCACCAUGUUUUUUUAUCAGACAGAGCAUUUGAAAAUUGAGUCGUCUGUUUUAGGCAUCUCUAAAGUUUUUGGCCAAGCAGCCCUACUGUUAUGGGGCGUAAUUUACAAUCGGCAUCUGAAGUCAAUCCCGUCUAGGAAACUUAUUUCAAGUAUUCAGGUUUUAAUGGCGGUGUUUAUGAUCUCAGACAUGCUGUUCGUGAAGGGAGUCUAUCGAGAAAUGGGCGUGCCAGACUUCAUAUAUGUUGUUUUGUUCUCUGGACUUUCGGAGGUUCUGUUAUUCUUCAAGAUCUUGCCAUUCAGUGUUUUGAUUGCUCUGCUUUGCCCACCAGGAUGUGAGGGCUCUCUCAUGGCUUUUGUCAUGUCAGCCAUUGCCCUCGCGUUCAUCGUGAGUGGAUGUCUCGGUGUAGCGCUUGCAUCUUAUGUUGGUGUAACCGCAAAUGACUUUUCUGGCCUUGCUCGUGGUUUAAUAAUACAAGCAGUGUGCACUCUUCUGCCACUGUGUUGUUCAUGGUGCAUUCCUGAUGAUAUCAAAGCCAAAGACAGAAGAAAAGACUCCAAAAAACAGCUGUAACACAGUGGAAGACUUGAUAGCAUGGUCAGUGAAUUCUAUACAGAUAUAUACACUCCAUUGCAUAUUUAUUUUCCGUUUGAUAACCAUUUUUUCUUCCUUUUUUUUUUUGCUUUAAAUUUUUUUAUUUUGUAGAUUAAGCGCAUUAAGCUUUAUUCAAAACAAAGAGAGUUAUCAUACGGGUGCUAGUAUUCAAAAUUUUAAAGUUACUUUGAUCAUCCUACCAUUUAGCUUUUUGAGAUGAGUCUAGGAAUGUAUAGUAAUUUAUCACGAACAUCUCAGGUGGUUUUAUAUGGUGAUGUAAUAUUUCGAUAUCUAAAUAAACUGUCCUUUUAGUA